AUGGGACAUCCCCCACCUGCUGUAGUCUGGACCUGGAUGUUCCUGCUCUUGCUGUUGGAAGCCUGGGCAGGACACUUGAGGGCACAGGAGUCCAAGGUGCUCGGCGGCCAGGAGUGUGAGGCCCAUUCGCAGCCUUGGCAGACAGCUUUGUUCCAGGGCGUCCGGCUGCUCUGUGGGGGGGUCCUCAUUGAAGACAACUGGGUCCUCACAGCAGCCCACUGUAAAAAAAGGAAGUACACAGUACGCCUGGGGGAUCACAGCCUGAAGAAUAAAGACAGUUCAGAGCAAGAAAUGGCUGUGGCUCAGUCCAUCCCACACCCCUGCUACAACGGGAGCAAUGAGGACCACAGUCAUGAUCUCAUGCUCAUCCGACUACGUGGUCGGGCAUCCCUGGGGCCCCAAGUGAAGCCCAUCAACCUGGCGGAUCACUGCCCUGAAGUUGGCCAGAAGUGCACCAUCUCAGGCUGGGGCACCGUCACCAGCCCCCGAGAGAAUUUUCCUGACACCCUCAACUGUGCAGAAGUAGAAAUCUUUCCCCAGAAGAAGUGUAAGGAUGUCUACCCUGGGGAAGUUACAGAUGGUAUGAUUUGUGCAGGCGACAGCAAUGGGGCCGACUCAUGCCAGGGAGAUUCCGGGGGUCCGCUGGUGUGUGGUGGUGUUCUGCAGGGCAUCACAUCCUGGGGAUCAGACCCCUGUGGGCGGCCUGAGAGACCUGGUGUCUACACCAACAUUUGCCGCUACUUGGACUGGAUCAAGAAGACCAUAGGAGGCAGGGGUUGA
Messenger RNA from Canis lupus familiaris (dog), 780 nucleotides. It is a transcript of the gene KLK8, whose product is annotated as kallikrein related peptidase 8. The record is from RefSeq and is marked validated. Gene Ontology annotation, molecular function: serine-type endopeptidase activity. The coding region runs from base 1 to 780 and encodes 259 amino acids. The transcript is spliced from 5 exons. NCBI's taxonomy places the organism in Eukaryota, Metazoa, Chordata, Mammalia, Carnivora, Canidae. Gene Ontology annotation, biological process: neuron projection morphogenesis; memory; proteolysis.